AUGUCGGCUCCGCUGAAGAAGGGCCCCGGGGGGCUGAUCGGGCUGAUGAAGGACGCCUUCCAGCCCCACCACCACCACCUCGGCCCCCACCAGCCCGGCGCCGUGGAUAAGAAGAUGGUGGAGAAGUGCUGGAAGCUGAUGGACAAGGUGGUGCGUUUGUGCCAGAACCCGAAGCUGGCGCUGAAGAACAGCCCGCCCUACAUCCUCGACCUGCUGCCUGACACCUACCAGCACCUCCGCACCAUCCUGUCGCGCUACGAGGGGAAGAUGGAGACCCUGGGAGAAAACGAGUAUUUUCGGGUCUUCAUGGAGAACCUGAUGAAGAAAACCAAGCAGACCAUCAGCCUCUUCAAGGAAGGGAAGGAGCGGAUGUACGAGGAGAACUCUCAGCCUAGGCGUAACCUGACCAAGUUGUCCCUGAUAUUCAGCCACAUGCUGGCAGAGCUCAAAGGGAUUUUCCCCAGCGGCCUCUUCCAAGGGGACACGUUCCGGAUCACCAAGGCAGACGCUGCCGAGUUUUGGAGGAAAGCUUUUGGGGAGAAGACUAUCGUUCCCUGGAAGAGUUUCCGUCAAGCCCUGCACGAGGUGCACCCGAUCAGCUCGGGGCUGGAAGCCAUGGCCCUGAAGUCCACGAUUGACUUGACGUGCAAUGACUACAUCUCAGUGUUCGAGUUCGAUAUCUUCACGCGGCUGUUUCAGCCAUGGUCCUCUUUGCUCAGGAACUGGAAUAGCCUCGCGGUGACUCACCCUGGUUAUAUGGCAUUCCUAACCUAUGAUGAGGUGAAAGCCCGGCUUCAGAAAUUCAUUCACAAACCUGGCAGUUACAUUUUCCGGCUGAGCUGCACACGACUUGGUCAGUGGGCCAUUGGCUACGUCACUGCAGAUGGGAACAUCCUUCAGACAAUCCCCCACAACAAACCCCUUUUUCAAGCACUGAUCGAUGGCUUCAGGGAAGGCUUUUAUUUAUUUCCCGAUGGCCGGAAUCAGAAUCCUGACUUGACUGGCUUGUGUGAGCCCACACCUCAGGACCACAUUAAAGUUACACAGGAACAAUAUGAAUUGUACUGCGAGAUGGGCUCCACGUUCCAGCUGUGCAAAAUCUGUGCUGAAAACGACAAGGACGUGAAGAUCGAACCGUGCGGCCACCUGAUGUGCACGUCCUGUCUGACUGCGUGGCAGGAAUCAGAAGGCCAGGGCUGCCCUUUUUGCCGCUGUGAAAUCAAAGGCACGGAACCGAUUGUAGUAGACCCGUUUGACCCCAGAGGAGGAGGAGGAUUGUCACGGCAAGGGGCAGAAGGAACUCCCUCACCCAACUAUGAUGAUGACGACGACGACAGAGCCGAUGAUUCCCUCUUCAUGAUGAAAGAACUCGCUGGUACCAAAGUUGAGCGUCCUCCCUCUCCCUUCUCGGUAGCCCCGCAGGCCACCCUCCCUCCCGUGCCACCUCGACUGGAUCUUCUGCAGCAGCGAGUGUCCAACCCUCCUGGGGCUUCCAGCCCUGGGACCUCCUCAAAGGCUGCUCCUGGCACCCUCCACAAGGACAAGCCUCUGCCCAUCCCACCCACGCUCCGCGACCUGCCGCCGCCACCGCCUCCGGACAGACCCCACUCCAUCGGGACCGAAACUCGACCUCAGAGACGGCCCCUGCCCUGCACACCAGGGGACUGUCCUUCCAGGGACAAGCCACCCCCCGUGCCCUCCACCCGUCAAGGGGAUCCGUGGCCCUCCCGGCCGAUCCCGAAAGCCCCCUCUGCAGCUCUCAGCCCCGGGGACCACUGGACUGGGAGGGAACUGUCCAACAGGCACUCGCUUCCCUUCUCCUUGCCCUCUCAGAUGGAUUCCAGGGCUGAGAGCCAUCGGCUUGGGAGCACGCUCAGCCUGGACAACCAAGUGAGCUUGAACAGUGGUCCACCAGCAACCUCAGAGUGUGAGCACCCCAAAAUUAAACCCUCCUCCUCUGCCAACGCUAUCUACUCCUUAGCUGCCAGACCACUGCCUGUACCAAAACUGCCUCCUGGGGAACAGUCUGAAAGCGAUGAGGACACUGAAUACAUGUCCCCCUCCUCGCUGCCAGUGGUGCCUCCAGGUCCUGCUGUACAAAAACCAGAGAUGAAGAUGCCUUUGGAAAUGACUCAGAGUUUGCGAGCCCUGGAGUGCGACCAGCAGGCGGAUGGCUGCAUGUACGAAGCGAUGUACAACAUUCACUCCCAAGCAGUGCCCUCUGCUUUCGAGACCGUCAACACUUCUGAUGAAGGGGAUCUGGCUGCAGCCACUGCCAGCAAUGGCCCCGAAGAAUCAGAAAAUGAAGAAGAUGGCUACGAUAUCCCCAAACCACCACUACCAGUUGCUAUUGCUCGUCGCACACUGUCUGAUAUCUCCAAUGCCACGCCUGCCUUCAGCCGAAUGUCUUUGGAGAACGACCCUGUAACAGGUUUCUCGGAUGGCUCUCAAGUUCCCGAAAGGCCGCCCAAGCCGCUGCCACGGAGAAUAAAUUCAGAGCGAAAAGCCGGGAGCUGCCAGCCGGGCGGAGCCAGCAGCGGGAGCAGCGCGUCGCUGCAGCUCUCCAGCGAGAUCGAGAACCUCAUGAACCAGGGCUACUCAUAUCAGGACAUCCAGAAAGCGCUGCUCAUUGCACAUAACAAUAUCGAAAUGGCCAAGAAUAUUCUCCGGGAGUUUGUUUCCAUCUCCUCCCCUGCUCACGUGGCCACAUAGCACAUCACCUCCGACGCCUGCAACUUCUGCGGACCGGCUGCCCGGGCGGCUGCGCACCCGAGGGGAAGGGGGUUCCUUUAGAGACUGCGUGCGGAGCUCAGCCCUGCCUCUUCCCGAAUCAGUUAUCAGGUUUUUGUGGUUCCAGAUUUCAAAGCAGUGGGAGGAAAUGGAAGCGGAGCGGUGUUUUUAUACAGUGUGUGUCUUGGAGUCCUUUUCCCCCCUGCCUCUUGGCUGAGAGAACGGAUUUGGGGUGCUGGUAGAGAGAGGCGGUGCCACGAGGGACCCCAGAACCGAUGCCCUGGAGGCCGGGGGGAGUGUUUUGUGCUGUGAAUUCCAAGUGAAUGCUCUGAGAAACCGGGUCAGUGUGGUGUGUCCUGUGGUUCAUGGUACUAGGUUUGGACCCGCUCGCUGCUCAGGCUUUUUGGAGCGGCCGAGCGGUCGCGGUCUGCUGGGAAUAAGCAGGAGACCUUGGGAGAAAUCUUCUGAUUGCUUCCCGUUAGCUGUGGCGUCCCCCUCCUCCCUGUAAUGACAGCAUUUAUUGCUCACCAUUUAGGUCAUCCCUUUGCUCCUGGAGCCGGCGUGCCUGGCUUCUGCGGGGCGCUUUGCUCGUGGCAGCGCCGGGCGUUGGAUUUCUCUCGGCCGUGGCCUCUCCCCAGCAGCCUCGGAUUCCAGGGCGCUAGAAGAGCUGCAAGCCCCGCGUGUCUUUGAGGGGUGGGAGAGGGAGGGAAGAAUCCGAGGGAGAGCGAAGAGCUGGCUGCUGCUUCUCCUUUUCUUAUUUUUUUUUUUUUAGCCUCGAGCGUUUGGUGCUGGGGCUCGGUGGCAGCCCUGCCGGCCGCUCCCGUGCGCUCCUGCUCCCGGAAUGCUGCACCUGCUGAACGCGAACGCGCUGCUUGCUGUGCCUGAACUGCAUGGUGGCUGUCACAGCCUCGUGGUCCCCUCACGCUGCGGGGCUCCUCUUUCCAUUCCCGUUUCUCCGAGGAGUCCCCAGAGCUCGUGUCCGAGCGGAGCUGGGGCGCUUUGUGCUCGGAGAGGCAGGGCUCAGCUGCUCCUCGCACAAAACCUGAGCAGCUCCCGAGCUCCCCUCCUAAUAGGCUUGACGGGAGAGCAGCGUGGUGCCUUUGGGGGAGCCUUGCAGUCGGGCAGGGACACACAGCUCCCAGCCUGACAGACGGACAGCCAGCCCUCUGGGUACACGGCGAGGCUGCCAGCCUUUCAGAGCACGUCCUGCAUUAUUUGCAUCCCUCCAAGGGCAGCAGCAGCAGUCCCUGGGUGAAGCUUUGCAGCUUGAAACGCUGCCGGCGUGCUCGGGGCAGCUGGAUGCAGUUCAGCCCUUUAAAAAAAAAAACCAGGAGCUGGGCCCAGAUUUCGGGGAAGCCGCUCGCGGCUGGCGAGGAAGCGUUGGCGAGGAAAUGAAACCUGCAAUGUUUGUGGGGUGUGCAGUGGGGGGGCUUUAUAAAUGGAUGCAGGGGGGGUCCAGGCAGUUUAAAAGCAGGAGCUGGCCCCUCGCUCCCCUCCUGUCCGUAACAAAACGCUCUCUGACGCUGUAAGGGGAUCCCUGAAGUGCAGCUCUCGCUGUUGCUAUUUUAGGGCCGGGGCCGAAACGUGCGAGCUGGGGAGAUUUCUGCCCAUCCAUCGAGGCAGGUUUUGGGACGGAGCCCUGCCGGCCCUUCCCCUCUCUUCCGUGCUCUCCCCGGCGCUGCCACCAGCCCCGUGUUGCUUUUGGAGCCGCUUCAGCGCCGCCUUUGCUGCGUAAACUCAGCCUGAGUGAGUUCAAGGGUGGCGUGAGACCGGGGCUGCUGCUGCCAAGGCUGUGGGAAAGCCAAAUCCGGCAGCAAAAACCUCACCUCGUGUCCUGCACAGCCCCGGAGCCCGCAGCAGCGAUGCCCUGUCCCCUCUCUGCGCCAUCCCCGUGGGUCUCAGCGAUGAGGGAGCGGGAUUUUCGUGGCAUGUAUCACUCACUAACUUCCCUGCAUGUGUCCUUUCCGUGCGCUGUUUCUCAGACUAAUUUAAGCAGCUGAAGCCUUGGCUUUGCCUCCUCGACCUGGGAGCGUUUUGCUUGCCCCGCUGGCGUGCAGCGGGCUCUGCCCAGGCCCUGUACAGCGUAUUUUCCUUCCUGUUUUUCUUCCCGAAAGGUGAGCCCGAUGCGAUUUUCUCUUUUCUUUCCCCCCCCCUUCGCCUCCUCGCUCUUUAUUCUGAAGGAGGUAGCUUGAUAACGCGACUUCAGGAGAGCAGAAGCCAAACGUCUCGUGCCUUUCCGAGGGGAGCGCUGCCUCGCCGGGCUGCCCUGCUCCAAAAAGAGGAGCCCGAGCAGCCAGCUCCGAAAGGUGAAGGGGCCGGAGAGCCGGGCUGCUCUCACUCCUGCUGUGUCCCUGGUUGUUUUUUUUUGCAGCAUUUCAGCUGCCGAUGUUUCCUUCUCAGCCUGGUGCCGGGGCUGGUGCCAAGGACGGGAGAGCUGCGGGACAGGAUUGCUUUUCCUUGGAACAAAACGAGCUCUGCUCUUUACCAAAACCGCCCUUUUUCUCCCCACCUGCCAUGCCAGGGCGUGAAGCAAGCAGCAAACCCUUCCUCGGGGAGGAGCUGGGGCACCCGGCAUCCACCUCGCUUUUGGGGUUUUGGUGUUUUAGGGUGCCCGGAGCCACCCCGGCCGAGACAUAUCCCGAGGGGCAGGCUGGCUGCGGAUUUGCUUCCCUGCACGCCCCUCGCUGCGCCCUGCCUUGGGGACACGUCGCCUCCUGCACUAGGCUGAUCUCCUCACUGUAGCUAACCCUUGAGGCAGGGCCAUCACUGUAAAUUUAUUUUUUUUUUUAAUUAUUAUUAUUAUUAUUUUAUUAUUUUAUUAUUUUUUUUUUCAGUCGAGCAAGAAAAAAUGCAACUCCCAGGGCGCUUUUCCCGAAGGUGCCGCGUUUAAAAAAAGUGAGUUGGGGAAUAAAUAAAGGACACGUGGGGUUUUGUUUUUUUUUAAAGCUCCUGCUGGAAAUCUUUUUUGGGAAUUUCUGGCGGGGGAGGAGCGGUCGUUCUUUCUCUCGAAUGACAAACACCAAUUUGUAUGAUGUCAGUGUUAAAAAUGUGGAGAUUUUCACGAACUAUUUUAAAAAAAAAAAAAGUAUAAUAGUGUCAUUAAUAUAAAAUAUAAUAGCAGUAUUUAAUCCUUUCAGAUCUGUAAAGAAUAAGGCAAAACAGAAGGUAAAUAUUCUUACAGAGAGUAGCUGAGCUUUAAGGUUCACUUGGUUUAAAGUCCUCGGUUUGUUUGCAAGUGCAUUGUUAAUGUUUAGAGGUUAUACUAAUGUUAUUUAUUAAUUGUUUCCAUCCUUGUAUGCUGCCCACUAAGAGCUUCUUUGGGAUUUUCCUUCACCUGUGUCAGUAAAAAGAAAACGAAACAAAGUUUUAUUUUUCAAUAAAAUUCCCUUUGUCGUAGCAGA
Anas platyrhynchos (mallard) is the source of this 6131-nucleotide messenger RNA. It is a transcript of the gene CBL, whose product is annotated as Cbl proto-oncogene. Gene Ontology annotation, cellular component: membrane raft; plasma membrane. Lineage: Eukaryota; Metazoa; Chordata; Aves; Anseriformes; Anatidae. Gene Ontology annotation, biological process: negative regulation of epidermal growth factor-activated receptor activity; cell surface receptor signaling pathway. Gene Ontology annotation, molecular function: SH3 domain binding; ubiquitin protein ligase activity; receptor tyrosine kinase binding. The record is from RefSeq and is a predicted model, not a curated record.